AUGGCUUCCGUUGCGUCGUCUUCCAACUCUCCUCCUCCUCAUGAUUCCACCCCAGAACCUCCACGACUGACGAAACCGAAAGCAAAGAAGAAAUCCAAGAAAGAUAAAGGCAAGGAAGGACAUGGUAAAAACGAGGGAUCCAGCGCCAAUGCUGCGUAUCAACCGCCACCCAACGCAAUACAGCUUAACCACGAGAGUGUGGACUACGGGGAGUUCGAUUGGGAUGCCGUAGAGUCGAAUGGGAAUUGUGAGCUUUGGCUUCUUCGGAUACCUGAUAGUAUCAAACCCAAAUAUCUUGAAAAUCUUUCCAUCGAGCUCCCACAAACUACCAAACAUUCUACCAAAGUUGGGGUCCUAGAACGCAAACUUGCCAAUUACGAUAUAUGGGCAAUAGGGGAGGGCGAGGACGCUGAUGCCAACAGUCCCGUGGUCGGAGAGGAAAUUCGCAAUCUUUCUUGCCUCCUGCCUCGCAAAAGCAAGGAAGGGAAAUUAUUCAGUGCUCCCAAACCUAUCGCCCGCCGUCUGGUUUUCUCUGCUCAACCCGCUACUCCGACUUCCAACACCCCAUCCGCACCAAUCCUAUUCCAAAAUCCACCGCGUCACUCGUACCCCAAGGAAUCACUCAAGCAUCGAUUCAUGCCUUUUGGCUCCCAAGUGAUAAGCGAUGUGACCCCCGCAGACAUCAACAGCCCAGGGGAUGAAGAGGCUAUGGAAGUCGAUGCAGUCUUGGUCCCAGAGCAACCGACAUCGGGACAGAAGAGUGACAAAGACGCGCCGGCUACUGCGUCUCAGCCUGCCAAGGAAAAAUCCAAAACGAAGAAACGGAAGGUGGAAGAGAGCAGCCCAAAGAAAGUUAAGAAAGUAAAAAAAUCCUGA
Messenger RNA from Pleurotus ostreatus (oyster mushroom), 876 nucleotides. RefSeq lists its product as uncharacterized. The transcript has 3 exons. The record is from RefSeq and is a predicted model, not a curated record. Gene Ontology annotation, biological process: transcription by RNA polymerase I. Bases 1 to 876 code for a protein of 291 amino acids. NCBI's taxonomy places the organism in Eukaryota, Fungi, Basidiomycota, Agaricomycetes, Agaricales, Pleurotaceae.